UAAAUAAUAAUACCAACAGAUUUUCUUCUAUCGUAAAUACAAGAUUCUCUGUUUGUUAUUCUCUGCGUCGGCAAACACAUACUUUGCAAUCAGGACUACAUUCCCAGAUCAGUAUUAAGAUUAGGUCUGUUUUUUUUUACCUGGCUGCGUUAGUUCAGAGUUCAUCUUUUUCACUCCACAUUGGAAGAAGAAAGAUAAACUAUGAACUAGUGUAGCCAGUUCAGGUAAAAAAAAAAAAAAAACCUAUUGGAUUGCAACUCAUCUAUCCAAUCAGAUCUUAUUAUCGGAGAAUCGACGAAUAAUUAGAGUUAGUUCAACUUAUCGCUCGCGUAAGCCGCGUCCACAUUGUCCAAUCGCAUUGAUCAUGUCUGGUAAAUCGACCAAUGCGACAGAACUUCGUAAACUCGACCUACGUUCGCUGAUUGUCGCGAGCACUAAUGCCCAAUUUCUUUACCUUUGAUAAGUUUUCAAUAACUUGAUUUAAAAAAGUAUAUCUUUUUGUAUACCUUUAUCUAGAAGAUAACUAUCUGGAGAUAUGAAGAAAUCGAGCCUAAAGUGGAACUUCCUCCAAAAAAGUUUAUAAACAUUACUUUGUUCUUUUUCAUUGAACUAGCUGCAUCAGUUCAGAGUUCAUUUGUCUCACUCUAUAGAGAGAGGCUCUUGAAAACACAACUAUACUGCGUUCAAUUUGAGAAGAGAAACCGAUAGGAAGAAAACUCGUUCGUUUCGCAGAUUCGAUUUUUCCUACUAGAAAGUCUCUCCAAUCCACAGCCAUUAGACGUCAACAAGUCGAGACGUUAGCGUGUCGCGCCAAUCCACGCGCAACAACGCUAUUCCCACUUUAUCCGCUUUUCUUCCGCUAUGCGCAGUAAAAUUUUAUUCUCAAUAGAAGAAAAGUGGGAAAAGUGAAAAUAACGCCGCGGCUGCCGGCCAAUCGCUAGAACUUUCUAAUAGUAGGUUAAGGUUAGGUUAGGUUAGGUAAUAGUAGAGGAGAUGCACAGAAAAGGAUAAGAUUUCGUUCUUUCGUUUUCUUCUCUUCUCUUUGAGAACAUUCGGAAAGUGAACACUGGUGAACACCGAACCAAGCGCAUCGAGUAGUGAAAUACACAAAGGAAUUAGAUAUUUUAUUAGUUAUACAUACAUUGUUUUUUAACAUUGUAUCAGUUUUUGAAGUUAGAAAAAUGUCGAUGUAUAAAACUCAACGCAAACGGAAGCAACCGGUGUGUCUUAAUCCAAACGGGCAUUUCUGGAGUGAAGAUUCCAAUAAACUUGGCCAGAAAAUGUUAGAGAAAAUGGGUUGGUCAAAAGGAAAAGGACUAGGCAUCAAUGAACAGGGUAUUACUGAAAUUAUCAAUGUUGUACAGAAAAAUGAUAGAAGUUGUUUAGGAUAUUCCAAAAAGCAAGAAACUGAUAUAUUUCAGAACAACUAUGACUUAUUGUUAAAGUCAUUAAAUUCUAAGAACAAUGAAGAAGAUACUUCUUCAUUGAGAGGAAGUAAAGAAGAUUACUUCGAUAAAAAGAUGAAAGAACGCGAAAAGAAGUUAAACAAAAGUUCAAUCUGCACAUCUCACAACAUGGAUAGUUUGGAAAGUGAGAAGGAACGAGUUGGAUUUGGACUUAACAAGAACAAGGAGAAUAUAUUACUUCAUAAUUUUAGUGAAAAGGGUAAUUAUGCUUCUGAAGAACCUCUCGUAAUAACAAUAGAUAGUAGUAGCUCUGAUAGUGAUUCUGAUUCUGAUUGUCAAAUACUGUAUCCAAUGAAAACAAAGAAGUUCAAAAAUGACUCUUUGCAUGACACUAAUAAUAUAUAUAACUAUAAUGAUAAUAACACUAUUGAAAAAUAUAGGGCUAGUAAAACAUUGAAGAGCGUUGUUGUUGUUACUGAGAGUUGGCAAAAAUUUAUGAAUCAAAGAAAAUAAUAGUGAAUGCUAUACAAUAGACAGAUAUCUAAUAGAGUACCUGAAUUCAGAUUUUAUCAAUAUUAAAUGUAACAUUAGAGAAAAGCUUGUAAUAACAUUGCUUAAGAUAAUAGUGAUGUAAUUAGAUCUUAAAAUGUUACUUUCCAGGACAUGUGAUAAAUCUUAGAUCUAAACAUUAAUGUAAGGUUUUGCAAUAUUAAAUUUAAGAUUAUUAUUUACUUAAAUUAAUACUGUUAAUUUUUUUAUUUUUGACAUGUCAGGAUAAUACAAAAACUGAUAGAAAAUGUGUACUCUUUUGUAUUUUAUUUAAAUUUAAUUUUUUUGACUUUAUUCAAUACAAAAAAAAAUUAUCAAGUGCUUAUGCAAAAUUUAUAAUAUAAACAUAAUAAUAAUCUUAAUAUAAAAACAUUUGAAUUCAUAUUGCAUUGGACGACUG
Pseudomyrmex gracilis is the source of this 2355-nucleotide messenger RNA. Its product is annotated as PIN2/TERF1-interacting telomerase inhibitor 1-like. Gene Ontology annotation, molecular function: nucleic acid binding. Gene Ontology annotation, biological process: regulation of ribosome biogenesis. The transcript has 3 exons. Bases 1182 to 1919 code for a protein of 245 amino acids. The record is from RefSeq and is a predicted model, not a curated record. Lineage: Eukaryota; Metazoa; Arthropoda; Insecta; Hymenoptera; Formicidae. Gene Ontology annotation, cellular component: nucleolus.